UUAUAAUUUAUACAUCCUCCUUCAAGAAAACUACAAACAUAUCAAAUCUCCAAACUCUAUUAAAUGCACUCUCUUUCUCUUCUAUCAACAUUCUAUUAGAAGCUCUAUUUUGUCACGAAACUGCACAAAACCAUACUUGAGAUCAGAAACAAUGAGAGCAACCACAGUGACCCAUGUGACGACCAUUAACCCUAUUAACACCAACAUUCAUGGACCGGUCAUAGACGAAGUGGAAGGCUUAAUAAGAUUUUACAAAGACGGUCACGUGGAACGAUUUCAACUCGUGCCAUGUGUGGGUCCGUCACUACCCCUGGAUCUCGGUGUGGCUUGCUCUGAUGUUCACAUAGACAAGUUGACUAACAUAUGGGCACGUCUCUAUGUCCCACUGGUGACCAAGUCUUCGCCGGUCUUUAACUCUAAGCUCCCUUUGCUUGUCUAUUUCCACGGUGGAGGUUUCUGCGUCGGCUCGGCUUCUUGGUCGUGCUACCACGAGUUCUUGGCCAGGUUGUCCGCUAGCUCAAGGUGCAUAAUCAUGUCUGUAAAUUACCGUCUAGCCCCUGAGAAUCCUCUUCCAGCAGCUUACGAAGAUGGAGUCAAUGCCAUUAUUUGGCUCAAGAAAACAAGAAAGGAUAACUUGUGGUCCACGCUAUGUGACUUUAAGAAGAUAUUCUUGGCCGGAGACAGCGCCGGAGGCAACAUCGCACACAAUGUCGCCGCGAGAUUGCGAGCCGCUGACGCUCUUAUACAGCCAUUGAAGAUAGAAGGAACAAUCUUGAUCCAGCCUUUCUUCGGUGGGGAGGCGCGUACGGAGAGCGAGAGGCGCGUGGAGAACAAUGCAAAGAGCUCAGUGCUGACACUUGCGGCCUCAGACGCGUGGUGGAGGCUGGCUUUGCCAGGUGACGCAAACAGAGAGCAUCCGUAUUGUAAACCGGUGAAGAUCAACACGAGGACGCUGGUAUGCGUGGCGGAGAUGGAUGUGCUGAUGGAUAGAGAGAUGGAGAUGUGCGAUGGUAGUGAGAAAAUGAUCAAGCGCGUGGUGUACCAAGGCGUUGGUCAUGCGUUUCAGAUUCUUGGAAAGUCCCAGCUUGCUCACACGAUGACUCAAGAGAUGUUAUGCCACAUCGACGAUUUCAUCCACCAAUGUGAUUCUUCUAUUUAGUUAUGUACUUAUGUAUUUUCCAUGUAUCUUUUUUUUUUUUUGUGGUAGCUCUUAUAUGUGUAUAUCUUAAAUUGUUUUCAUGUUCCAUAAGCUGUAGAUCAUAGGAACUAAUAUGCAUUUCGGUUUGGAUCUUUUGGUUUAUUAAGAAAAUGAAUUUUAUUGAAGUUC
Messenger RNA from Raphanus sativus (radish), 1327 nucleotides. RefSeq names its product probable carboxylesterase 6. Gene Ontology annotation, molecular function: hydrolase activity. The transcript has a single exon. The record is from RefSeq and is a predicted model, not a curated record. Bases 152 to 1159 code for a protein of 335 amino acids. NCBI's taxonomy places the organism in Eukaryota, Viridiplantae, Streptophyta, Magnoliopsida, Brassicales, Brassicaceae.